Messenger RNA from Pyrenophora tritici-repentis Pt-1C-BFP, 837 nucleotides. NCBI's taxonomy places the organism in Eukaryota, Fungi, Ascomycota, Dothideomycetes, Pleosporales, Pleosporaceae. The record is from RefSeq and is a predicted model, not a curated record.
AUGAGCGCUUCUCUUCCGUAUGCGGUCAACCCGCUUCCUUUCUCAGGAAAGGUCAUUGCCGUCACCGGAGCCAGUCGAGGCUUAGGCUUAGCUGUCAGCAAAUACCUACUGAUUCGGGGCGCCACGGUUUCCAUGUGUGCGACAUCACCCGAGAAUCUAUCAAAGGCCGCCAAAGAGAUAGAGAGUGAGCUCCCAGACGCGAAAGACCGGUACUGGACAUGUGCUGUCGAUAUUGCCAAUCUGGGUAGUGUACGGUCAUGGAUCCAAGAGACUGUGGCCAGGUUUGGAAAAUUAGACGGUGCCGCCAACGUUGCAGCGGUGGAGCAACGUGAAGUCUUCCCAAUCACAGAUUUGGACCCCGAAUACUUCGCGAAGCUGAUCAAUGUGAACGUCAUGGGGACAUUCCAUUGUCUGAAAGAAGAAAUGAAGAUGAUAAAGGACGGCGGUUCGAUUGUGAACGUCGGAAGCAUCGCCAGCCAAUAUGGGGCAUACGGCACGUCGGCAUAUGUCGCUGCGAAGCAUGCCCUCAUCGGGCUGACUAAAGUGGCUGCUUUCGAGGGAGCAUCCAGACGAGUGAGAGUCAAUGCUUUAUGCCCCAGCGGAUGUUUCAAUACGGAGAUGAUGACCAAGCCACUCCACUCGGCCGCUGGGGAGUUCUAUCUGAACAAGGAUGAUAUUCCGUGCAUUCUGAAGCGUGAACUUCCGGAAACGUGGGAGAUAGCCGGCUCGAUCGCAUUUUUGCUUGGUGAUGAGGCCGCGCACGUCACCAAAGCGACGUGGUUCAUUGAUGGGGGUUGGUUGGAAGGUGGCUUUGCUAGUACCUAUAGCUCAGGGUGA